This is a messenger RNA of Chironomus riparius, 1879 nucleotides long. The record is from the annotation of a GenBank genome assembly. Lineage: Eukaryota; Metazoa; Arthropoda; Insecta; Diptera; Chironomidae.
GAAAAUUAAUUUGCAAAAUUGAAACAAAAUCAAUAAAAAUUGCAAAUUUAAUUAAAAUUAUAAAAGUGAAAAAAUUUGCAAAACUUUAAAACAUUUUAUAACCUAAAAUUCAAUGCAAUUUAGUGAACUUAAUAAUAUUCAGUGAAUAUACUAUCUCAAAAUCUUUAAAAUACCAUUAAAAACUUAAAUGCUCAAAUCUUAGAUUGCAAAUAAUCGUAAAAAUGUAAUUCAGUCAAUUUAUUCAAAUUCAUCAAUUAGUGCAAAAACUCUCAACAAAUAAAACAUCGAUCUUAAAGAGUCAAGUGAUAAAUUGUGAAUAAUUAAUAAAGAAAAGAAUUAUUAAAUUUAAAAAAAAAUUAUGAAAAGUUCCAGUUUAAAGAAGUGCCUUACAGGCGUACUGCCUAUUAUUUUAAUUUUAAUUAGUGAUAAUACUAUAGAAGCAGAUGUACAUUUUAAAAGUCAUCCAACAACGGCAAAGGUUUAUGAAAGUGAUUCUGUUCUCUUGCCUUGUUAUUCAACAGAACGCCACACAAGAGUCAGAUGGUUUGAUGAUGAUAAUAAUGUAAUAGCAGAUAGCCAAUUGCCACAGCUACAAGAACAAUAUGACAGAGUGCUACAUUCAAAUGGAUCUCUUGAAGUGAUAAAUGUUCAGCUAAAUGACACUGGCAAUUACAUAUGUGAAGUCACAAUCGGAUACAAAGUGUUUAAGCAAGUGAAUGCAAUUGAAGUUCAAGUUCCGCCUGAAGUCAUCACAUAUCCAGCCGGAUUUAUGAAUAUUACAUUAGGUGGCAUUUUUCAAAUAACGUGUGAGGCUAAGGGGGUGCCAUAUCCAAUUAUAUCAUGGCGUCACAACAAUCAGAAAGUUACAAAUACAGAUGACAGCAACAGAAGACUAACCGUAGAAGUAAAACAUUAUGACAUGGCUGGCAAUAUUGAAUGUGUAGCUGAUAACGGCGUGGGCGAGCCAGCAUCUAAUGGUCUUGUUCUUCUUGUACAGUUUGCACCGGAAGUUAUUGUCAAAAAUCCUAUUGUGCAUACUAAGGUUGGAUUACAAGGAAAAAUUGAAUGCAUUGUCUUCUCUCAUCCAACUGCACAAAUUCAUUGGUUUUUUGAGGGAAAGCCAGUUGUAAAAAUGAACAACCUUUUUAGUGCAUAUGAGAAUGAUUUGACUGUCACAGAAGCUCUGCCAUCAUAUUAUUCAAAGAAACGACAUGUGCUUACAAUCCGUAGUGUACGAGAAGCUGACCUUGGAAAAUAUGAAUGUAAGGCAGAUAAUGCUUUAGGCUUAUCGAGUGGAACUGUAACAUUAAUGGCUAAUCCAUUGAAACCAAUAUUUGAGGAUAAGAAUCAACCGGCAACGCCAACGACAAAAGUUUUAUCAUGGCAAACUCAAUCUCUAUCGCCAAUAAUUGAUUAUAGCUUUAAAUUUAGACUUGUAAAGACGGGAAAUGAAAAUUUUCAGCCUAAAGCCAAAAAUUAUUGGACAACUUUAACAAUACCAGCUGAUAAAGACACGACUGGUCCGUUUCAUACGAAAAGUUAUAAACUGGAAGGACUCGGGCCAAGUCGAGUUUAUGAGGUGUCUAUUCAAGCAAGAAAUCAGUAUGGUCAGAGUGAGCAGAGCAAUAUUCUCCAAUUCAGUACGCCUGCCGUUUCUGACAUCAUCAGUAGUAGUUCAUCAACUGAAUCAAAUGAAUAUGAUAGUCGUUUUGAUGACGAUCAAGAGAAUGAAAUUUAUCCAGCACCCUUCAAUGCGGGCUCGUAUUCAACAACCAUAGCCACAAUGUCAUUCACAGUUUUUAUCAUUUUUUGUCGCAUUUUUCUGUAAAUAGAACUAAAAUAAUAUUUUUUCAUGCGUUGAGCGAAUUUUGUGUGCUUU